CAUUACUAUAAUUGUUAAUUAUUUUCUCACUCGUACAUGUUGGUCUCCAAAGAAAGUUUCUGAGAUGUUGAUUUAACCCAAAGCAAAAACAAAUUGCUUGAGAGAAAAAUACAAAGGUAAAAUAAAAACACUAUUGCAGUAAAAAGUAACUUCCUUUGAAAAUCCUAACAGACUGGCUGUACACACCCCCAUCCACUGUAAACAUUUAUAAAUUUUCAUUUUUUGAGCCAUAUUGGCUAUUGAAUACCAUUUAUAAAACUAGGAAAUUAUUUUUUAUUUCAUACAUAUAUUAGGAAUCAGACUUUACGAAAAGAAGAAGCUCCUGAAUAUUUAAAAUGCUAAACCCCAAGGUCAUUAUUCUAGGAUCUGUCUUCAUUAUCCUGCUAUUCCUUCAGUUAUUUCUACAUAAUCCGUUCGAGAUGCCAUUGACUAAAAGCUCGUCGAGUCCUCUUGGUACGCAGAGCCACCCUUCUUCAACUUCCCAUAAGCCCAGAUUACCUAGCAAAGAUGCAUUAAAAGAACAGGAUUUUCAGGUUUUCCUUGAAAAUCCUGUCAUGGUCUUUAGCAAGCCAGGUUGCCCAUUCAGUAAGGCAGCUAGGUCCAUGCUGACCGAGACACUCAAUAUGGAACCUGCUCCUGUCAUAGUCGAAGUCACCGAAUAUACCCAUACUACUGAAUUGCGUACAUGGCUGUCUUCCAUUAGUGAUGUUUCUACACUUCCAAAUAUCUUUUUCGGUGGUCAUAGCAUUGGUGGAUAUGAUGAUUUACAACUUAUAUAUCGUGAGCAUCGACUGCAAGGAGAAUUAGAUCGCUGGACAUAUAAUCAAGUCAAAAUUGUACCCAUCCAAGAAGCUUGAGCGUCUAUAAGAGUUGGCUUGUCUUACACAUUAGUCUUGCUCGUGGAUGGACAACGCAACGCAUAAUUUUAACAUCCAUCGGUUUUGUAUCUUUUGUAUUCUUUUUUUUUUUAUGUUUAUCUAUAUUAUUUCAAAAUUCACGUCGUGCUGUAUAAGAGUCACUUCAAAAUUAGCUCAUUUUAUUUCUGCUCUUCCCAGUAAGUCGCAUUCCCCUUCACCAUAACAAACAGCCUUACGAA
Messenger RNA from Schizosaccharomyces octosporus yFS286, 1096 nucleotides. RefSeq names its product monothiol glutaredoxin Grx3. NCBI's taxonomy places the organism in Eukaryota, Fungi, Ascomycota, Schizosaccharomycetes, Schizosaccharomycetales, Schizosaccharomycetaceae. Gene Ontology annotation, cellular component: fungal-type vacuole; Golgi lumen; cytoplasm. The record is from RefSeq and is a predicted model, not a curated record. Bases 336 to 857 code for a protein of 173 amino acids. Gene Ontology annotation, molecular function: glutathione disulfide oxidoreductase activity. Gene Ontology annotation, biological process: cellular response to oxidative stress. The transcript has a single exon.